This is a messenger RNA of Larimichthys crocea (large yellow croaker), 1782 nucleotides long. It is a transcript of the gene asb11, whose product is annotated as ankyrin repeat and SOCS box containing 11. Gene Ontology annotation, biological process: positive regulation of protein catabolic process; intracellular signal transduction; protein ubiquitination. Bases 148 to 1032 code for a protein of 294 amino acids. The record is from RefSeq and is a predicted model, not a curated record. NCBI's taxonomy places the organism in Eukaryota, Metazoa, Chordata, Actinopteri, Sciaenidae. The transcript is spliced from 7 exons. Gene Ontology annotation, molecular function: protein binding.
GGUGGGAGGUGGCAAUGUGGGGGAGGCGGCCGCGGACCCAGAUAAGAGAGGAAAGGGAGGAAGGCCGACUUCAGGUUUGUGUAUCCGACUGGGUGAGCUUGAGUCCUGGACGGUCGUGGAGGAGUCCGCUGUUGUUAUAUUCUCAUCAUGGCUGCUGUUCAAACAGAGGUUUCACUGUGCUCACAACCAUGGCAGAAUCCUUUGUACAUCUACGGGGGGUUGGCGUGCAACUCACUGAUGGCUGACUUCUGGUCGGACAGAACUCCCCUCCAUGAAGCCGCCUACCAAGGCAGACUGCUACACCUGAGAGGCCUCGUCGCACAGGGCUUCCAUGUAGACACACUCACCAUGGACAGAGUCUCUCCUCUGCACGAAGCUUGCCUCGGUGGACAUUACGCCUGUGCAAAGUUCCUGCUGGACAAUGGAGCAAAUGUGGAGGCCGUAUCAACAGAUGGUGCCACCCCUCUUUUUAACUCCUGCAGCAGCGGGAGUGCCGCUUGUGUCAGGCUCAUCCUUCAGCAGAGUGCCUCCAUCCACACGCCCUGCCAGCUGGCGUCACCCAUCCACGAAGCCGCAAAGAAAGGUCACAGGGAUUGUCUUGAACUGCUGCUGUCAUACGGGGCUCACAUUGACGUGGAGCUGCCAGUGAUGGGGACGCCGCUGUACUCUGCAUGCAAGGCCCAGGCUGCAAACUGUGUGAGGCUUCUGCUACACUCAGGAGCGGACGUCCAGCUCGGCUGCGGGCAGGACAGUCCUCUACAUGCUGCAGUUCGAGGCGGAGGAGCCGACGUCGUGGAUCUCCUGCUGGACUUUGGAGCUGAUUGUUGUUGUAGGAACGCAGACGGGAAGACUCCUCUGGAUCUGUCAUCACCAAACAGCGCAGUGAGGGUUGCACUGCAGAAAAGAGGUCCCUGCUCUCUGUCUCAGCUCUGUCGGUUCUGUAUUCGUCGAAGUCUGGGAAGGAGUCGUCUGCACAGAGCCUCCAGCCUCUUCCUUCCUCACAGUAUCAAGGACUUCCUGCUUUACCAGUGAGACAUCUGCCCUGUUUUCAUGUCUCUCUCUCUCUCUCUUCACAUUUGUGCCUUUGUGACUAACAAACAUGGCAAGUGAAACAAAGACUUUCAAAUAAUGGGACGGCGUUCGUCAGUUAAUAACAAUGUUGCCGUUUAAUAUUAAAUCACAUAUUACUCAAAUUAAAUAUUUUGGAUACAAGUGUGGGGAGUUGCAGAGAUGCAGUGAUUGUCUUAGAUCAGGGUUUGUAUUUUUAUAUUUUUAACAUUCAACAAAAAGUGAUACUCCACAAUUUUUAUACAUCGAGGUCCGCUUACACACCUUAAAGAGUCCUACCGUCUUUUGUGGCUCCAGAGGGAGCUGGAAAUCUGACAAAUCGCCUCGAGUGAUGUCAUUUGAGUCUGCAUCGGUCGAUGACUUCACCUUCAAAACGGAAAGAAAACUGAGGUUUUGAGUUCUGAUCCAGGUCUGCUCCUCAUCUCUGCUUGAGUGUAGCGGCUCAAGGCUGGAUAAACCACACCUGAAUCUGUUGGCGGCCUAGGUGAAUUCUGGGUAAUGUAGGCAAGAAAGAAGAGGUUGUGAUUCUGCUGCAUUGAUACAUUUAAAAAAAGAAAACUGGUGUUCUGGAUGUGUGAUGCUAAAUUCAUGGUGUACUUGUUCAAGAUCAUUUCGAUGUGUUCAUGCAGGAUCUCACUAAAUAGCUAUAAAGUGUAAAUAAUGUUUUUUUAUCUACAUGUGAGAAAGACGGCAGCGCUGUGACGACUGUGUAUC